This is a messenger RNA of Apodemus sylvaticus (European woodmouse), 1520 nucleotides long. It is a transcript of the gene C4H1orf52, whose product is annotated as chromosome 4 C1orf52 homolog. The coding region runs from base 59 to 604 and encodes 181 amino acids. The transcript has 3 exons. Lineage: Eukaryota; Metazoa; Chordata; Mammalia; Rodentia; Muridae. The record is from RefSeq and is a predicted model, not a curated record.
UGGCUUCCUGCUUCCGGCUUCCGGCUUCCGGCUGAGAGGGUGGGAACCGGCGGCCGUCAUGGCAGCUGACGAGAAGGACCCGUUGAGCUAUUUCGCGGCUUACGGGAGCAGCAGCUCCGACUCGUCGGACGAGGAGAACAGCGAGCCGGAAGACGUGGGUCGCAAGGAGGCGGCCCCGGCUCCGACGACGGGCGGCCGCGGGAAGCAGGCGGAGAAGCGGCUGCCGGGCCCCGACGAGCUGUUCCGCAGCGUGACCCGCCCGGCCUUCCUCUACAAUCCGCUCAACAAGCAGAUCGACUGGGAGCGGCAUGUGGUGAAGGCGCCCGAGGAGCCUCCAAAGGAAUUCAAAGUCUGGAAGUCCAACUGCGUGCCACCCCCGGAGACCUACACGACUGAGAAGAAGCCGCCGCCGCCAGAGCUGGACAUGGCGAUCAAGUGGUCGAAUAUCUACGAAGACAAUGGAGAUGAUGCCCCACAGAAUGCCAAGAAAGCCAGGCUUCUGCCGGAAGGGGAGGAGACCGUGGAAUCGGAUGAUGACAAAGAUGAACGUGCAUCUAAGAUUCGCAGAGUGGAGCCGGGAGAAGCAGCCAAGAGGAAGAAGUAGAGAGCGGCGCCUAAGCUGUGUCGCUGGGCGGGUGUUUGCCUUUGAGCACUGCUGUGACAGACAUCUCCACGAACGUAUUUGUGUUAACGAACUAAGAGUGUCAGCCUCAAGACUUUCCACUGUAUAAUUCACUUUUUUAUUUAAAACCUGUACGUAUUUACAACUCUAAUGGUGACCUGUGAUUGUGAACUGACAGUACUUGGAGACAUUCUGGCUAUCACAAAAUUGGUGACAGGCUUUGAGAGUUUGUCACAUGGACAUGCCAAUGUUCUAUGAACCUUUUAUAAAGGAUUAUAUUUUUAAAGUAAAUAUAUUGUACUGUGAACUUGUGGGUGCUUUUCAUUAGUAUCUGUACAGUGUAAAUAGAUGAUCAUGGAAAUAAAAUUACUUAAUUCAAUAUUGUUAUUACUGAAUGCCACUAACAAGUAUUUGUGACAAGCAGCCUCUUGCCCUGUGACAUUUUGAUUCACAGUGGGGUUAGCAUGUAGGGAGAUCCUCCCAUGUUCAGGUGCCUUGUGCAUACUUCUCUCCAACAGUCCUGUAAAUGAGGUGGACAUGAGAGUCCUCUACAUAGUGAUGAGAGCGUGAGGAACUGGGCAGAAGGAUGGACACAGCAGUGAGUGAGGACAAGCAGUCACUCAGGAUGGACUCCAGACUCCGACCAAACCACCGUCCUCUCAUCAGACCUCAAGUCACUUCUCAAGAACGCCAUCUUCCAUGCGCACUUCUGUUAGGGAGGUCUCAUACCCUGGUUAUGCGGCUGCACCUAUAUAUGCCUUAGAGUGUGAGUACUCAUUUCUUCAUUACAUAUACUGAAGGUGAGACUCUUCUGGGAUAGAUGGCCAGAGUCAGUAAAGAGCAUAAGGUAUAUGUGAUAUAAGAGACACAUUAAAAACCAUCUGAAAUUCCAGUUUAA